This is a messenger RNA of Pocillopora damicornis (cauliflower coral), 1298 nucleotides long. RefSeq lists its product as uncharacterized. Gene Ontology annotation, biological process: necroptotic signaling pathway; protein phosphorylation. The record is from RefSeq and is a predicted model, not a curated record. Gene Ontology annotation, molecular function: protein tyrosine kinase activity; GTPase activity; ATP binding. Lineage: Eukaryota; Metazoa; Cnidaria; Anthozoa; Scleractinia; Pocilloporidae.
AAGGGCAGACUUUCAGAUAUCAGUCUUUCCCUUGCUAUUCAAACGGUAUGGGAAAUAUUUCUUCGAUUGAGGAAAUAGAAUUCGGUGACAAAAUCGGAGAAGGUUCGUAUGGCGAAGUGUGGAAGGCCGUGUGGAAAGGCAAGCAAGCUGCUGCCAAACGGAUUCUACCUAUCCUUGUAGACCUCGAUGACAGUCAAAGAGAAGCCAUCUUGGCAAAGUUUAAGCAGGAAUGGGAGAUUCUUUGCAGCAUUCAGCACGAGAACAUUGUGCAGUAUUACACUGUCAUUCAUCCACCUUCUCCAGAGAGCCCCAUUAUUGUGACAGAGUUGCUGGAAUGCGAUUUGGCCAAACACAUACGGAACUCAACGACCAAACCAAAAGUUCCUUUCUCAGACAUAAUUAAAAUCAUGCUGGACGUCGCCGAAGGUUUACAUUAUAUUCAUACCCUAAAAAAACCGAUUGUACAUCGCGACUUGGCGAGCAAAAAUGUAUUGUUGACGAAACAAUUGCAUGCAAAGAUUGCAGAUUUGGGUCAGGCGAAAGCGUUCCCUCGUGGUGCAAUGUACGCGACUGCCAUGCCGGGAACACCCGUGUAUGCCGCUCCAGAGACGUAUCCCACGGGGUUGGGAGGACUACCGAGGGGCGAUAAAGCGAGAUACUCCGUCAAAAUCGAUAUCUUCUCGUUUGGAGCCAUGCUGCUGGAGAUUAUUAUUGGUCAUUUACCAGUGGGUAAUUUGCCUGACCCGGUUCUUGAAGACGGGGAAAUAGUCCCAGAGUACAUUCGCCGUCAUGAGGAUCUAGAAGAGAUGGGUCCGAGCCACCCUCUACGCAAUCUUGUUUUGCAGUGUUUGAAAAACUCUCCCGAGGAAAGGCCCAGCGCUGGUGAGAUUAAAGAAGAACUUAGCAAGGCUGUUAGCGAGACACUAUCAGAUAGUCCCUCUGAUGUUAGGGAUGUCGUUAAGUCCAUUGAUCAUUAUGAUCACAAGUUUAAGCUUGUCGUACUUGGCGAAACAGGUGUGGGUAAGACAUCUAUCGUGACCCGAUUCCUGGAUACCAACAAUGCUGACAAGGAGAUUUUGUUUACUGAUCAGAAGCUGACACAAACUGUGAUUCACCACUUCCUGAACUUACUAGAAGCUCUUCAAGAGUGCAACUCCACUCCACUACCCAAGCAAUCUGACACCACGUAUGCUCGUUUGCGCAAAGCUCAGUCCCGAAAGCGGAUCAACAAGGACAAAACAGCUGCGAUUCAAGAUGGCGCUCGCAGAACAGUCACCUCACAAUUCCUUGUUGAGUAG